Cotesia congregata is the source of this 525-nucleotide messenger RNA. NCBI's taxonomy places the organism in Eukaryota, Metazoa, Arthropoda, Insecta, Hymenoptera, Braconidae. The record is from the annotation of a GenBank genome assembly.
AUGAAAAUCCUAGUGAUAGCAUUUGGCUUGCUGUUGGUGGCUUCAAUCCUCGGAGCCAAGUUUAAUUAUCCCGAUCGUUUAUUUGGGGUUACAAAUGGUGUUGGGGGUUAUUGUGAUCGUCAGCGUGGCUGCGAGAAUGUCAGAAACUCUGAGUGUUUUCGAGGUAAGUGCAAAUGUCUGACUAAUUACAGGCCUUCGAGACCCUGGGGUGAAUCAAUCUGUAAGGGGAUAAUAAGCGCGAUCUGUGAAUCCGACGAUGACUGCUUAAAUUUGGACCAGGUCUCCUGUAUCUUUAACACCUGCCAAAAUUUCACAAAAUUCCUUGAGUCAGAUGCUGAAGUGACGAAGCUUUACCGAGCUACUGCAUUGGGAUCACGGUGCAAGACUAACGAGCACUGCAGCAACCUGAACAACAGCAUUUGCGUCGCAGGAAAAUGCGACUGUAUUGACGGCUACGGGAUUAGUUUUUUAGCAAGCUGUGAACCGUUGGACAGACGUUUUUGUCGGUACCGCAAAAGAUGCUAG